Messenger RNA from Gilbertella persicaria, 714 nucleotides. RefSeq names its product Prefoldin subunit-domain-containing protein. NCBI's taxonomy places the organism in Eukaryota, Fungi, Mucoromycota, Mucoromycetes, Mucorales, Choanephoraceae. Gene Ontology annotation, biological process: microtubule-based process; tubulin complex assembly; protein folding. Gene Ontology annotation, molecular function: tubulin binding. The coding region runs from base 1 to 714 and encodes 237 amino acids. The transcript has 7 exons. The record is from RefSeq and is a predicted model, not a curated record. Gene Ontology annotation, cellular component: cytoplasm; prefoldin complex.
AUGAGUGACCAAAAGUUAGAAACGAAUCCUCGCGGUAUUCCUAGUUCUCCCUUUGUGGAACGCGUUGAAGAUUAUGUUUCUGAAGCCGAACCUGUUGAAGUCGUGUUGAAAAAAUUUCAAGAAGCCAUCAGAAAGGUUUUAGAAGAAAAGAUACCCGAGAUUCAAAAGACGAUUGCUAUGGUUGACUUGUUGACUGAAAAACAAGAAGCCGAAGAACCUUUAUAUACUGAUUUUGAAUUGAAUGAUACGUUAUAUGCUAAAGCCAAGAUUGAGGCUUCGGGUACUGUCUAUCUCUGGCUUGGUGCCAAUGUCAUGCUUGAAUAUACUUUUGAAGAAGCCAAAGACUUGUUGACUUCAAAACUCGAUACAGCCAAAAACUCAUUAAGCAAUACAUUAGAAGACCUUGAAUUUUUGCGAUCACAAAUUACGACUAUGGAAGUUAAUACUGCACGCGUUUAUAACUGGGAUGUCAAGCAGAGACGUCUUUUGCGCAAACUGUUGGGCAUUCUGGGUGCUCUCUUUCUUGCACAUUCUGCUUACUCUGUUUAUGAACAUCUUGCAUAUAUUAGAGCUGUCGAUGAAGUGGAUUCAACACUUCCAGUCGAGAUUACCAUUGAAUGUCUAGUAUCAGCUCUUGUGUCUCUUAUUGGUGUUGUGUUAUCUGCAGACGCGUUUAAACCUAUUGCUGCUGAAGCAGAAGUAGCUAAAAUGUAA